This is a messenger RNA of Cucumis melo (muskmelon), 1193 nucleotides long. RefSeq lists its product as uncharacterized. The transcript has 2 exons. Lineage: Eukaryota; Viridiplantae; Streptophyta; Magnoliopsida; Cucurbitales; Cucurbitaceae. The record is from RefSeq and is a predicted model, not a curated record. Bases 74 to 724 code for a protein of 216 amino acids.
AUCUUUUUCUAGUUUCUUCUUCCUUAUCUAUAUAACUGUUUACAAACUCGAAUUUUCUCUCACCAACACAACAAUGGCAGCCGAAGAAAUCCUCCCACUUUUUGAUCUCUUCUGGUUUCAACAAGCAAUAUUCCCCAGAAAACCUCUUUUAAAAACCUGCUUUCAAGGUAGUCCUGUGAUGAAGAUGAGAUCUCAAAGCGAGUAUCUUCUAAACUCCAAGGAUUUCCCACCACCCGUAACCACCCUCAACUCCAACCAAAAGCUGGAAACCGUUCUUUCGGGUCAGGUAACGGAAUUUGGGGGAAGCGGAGAAGGAAAAGCGACGAAGAAGGAGAUGAAGAAGUUGGAAGGGAAUGAAAACAAAAUCAGAAGAAAGAAAAAGCGGAAAGGGCUGAGUAAGAGUUUAUCAGACUUGGAAUUUGAAGAAUUGAAAGGAUUUAUGGAUUUGGGGUUUGUGUUUAGUGAAGAAGAUAAAAAUGAUUCAAAUUUGGGUUCAAUAAUUCCAGGGUUACACAGAUUAGGGCCCCAAAUAACAGAAGAAAAAAGGAACGAAAAUGGGGUUUUAAGAAGGCCAUAUUUAUCUGAAGCUUGGGAAGCAAUUGAAGAAGAAAAUGAAAAAAUGGUUUUGAUGAAAUGGAGAGUUCCAAGUUUAGGAGCAACUGAAAUGGAUAUUAAACAUCAUCUCAAAUUCUGGGCUCAUACCGUGGCUUCAACUGUCAGAUAACACCACUUUUCUUACAUCUUAUGGCUGUACAGGGUGUGUAUUCGUGGAGAAUUUCUCUCGAGAAAUUGAACAACUUUCUUCACAAAAGUUGAAGAGAACCGAGUAGGAAAGGACCUCGAGGGCUACCGAAGAAGGAAAAAAGUUCAGGAAGGCCAUCAAAUUUGAAGAAAACAUAAGCUUAGGCAGGUUCUUUUUUUUCUUUUGGUUUAACAGAGCAAUUAGAUUUUCUGAAAUUUGGGAUUGUAGGACGUAAUUUGUGAACUCUAACCUAUUGGGUAAUUUAAUUUAAAGGUAGUUAAUGAUUUUUGUGGAAGAAACUUUUUGAGAUUGGAUUGGAUGAAAUCAAAGCUUAACAUCUUGAAAGAAGCUGCUGUAGAAUAGAGACACUUGCGGAAAAUUAGGUGGGCUGAAGGAAGAAGAUGAUGUAUGAUACCUUUUGCCCGUCAUUAAAAGAUUUUUUUUUUUAUAA